Molecule: messenger RNA, 1776 nt
Organism: Cyphellophora attinorum
Lineage: Eukaryota; Fungi; Ascomycota; Eurotiomycetes; Chaetothyriales; Cyphellophoraceae
Product: Vanillyl-alcohol oxidase
Exons: 3
Coding region: 1-1776 (591 amino acids)
Biological process (GO): lactate catabolic process
Cellular component (GO): mitochondrion
Molecular function (GO): FAD binding; D-lactate dehydrogenase (cytochrome) activity; D-lactate dehydrogenase (NAD+) activity
Source: RefSeq, a predicted model, not a curated record
AUGACGAGUACUAUGCCCAUUGGGACCUACGUCGACGUCGAGUACGAUCAAGCACAUCAGAAAGCUUUUGCAGCGCCACAAAUAGCACCCAUCACCGCGGUUCUACCAGACGGCGUUUCCCAGAAUGACUUCAACACAGCGCUGCUCGAUUUUGCGGCCAUAGUUGGGCCGGAACAGGUCUUCGUUGGUGAUGCCUUAGCCCACUACGUCGACCCUUACGAGCUGCACGAGAACGAUGCCACAAAGCGCAAAAUGCCUGGAGGUGCAGUCUGCCCGGCUUCCAUUGAAGAGCUCAGUCGAAUCCUCAAGGUGGCGAAUGCUAGAGGUCUUCCAAUGUGGACUUUCUCGAGAGGAAAGAAUCUGGGAUAUGGUGGUCCAGCACCGCGUCUCAACGGCUCCAUUGCUUUGGAUCUACACCGGAUGAAUCGCAUUCUUGAGGUCAACGAUGAGCACGCUUACGCAGUUGUCGAGCCUGGUGUGACUUUUCAUGACCUUUACAAUUAUUGUGUCGAGCAUAACAAAAAGCUCUGGCCGAGCACGCCAUCGCUGGGGUGGGGAAGUGUCAUCGGUAACACAUUAGACCGAGGAGUUGGCUUCGGCGUGUACGGAAAUCAUCACGGGUCAAUCGCAGGCGCAGAGGUUAUGCUAGCCGACGGAGACAUUGUGCGCACUGGUCAAUGGGGCAUUGAGAACUCGCCUUCAUCUUUCAUUUCCAAAUUCACUUUCGGUCCAUCUCUGGAAGGACUGUUUCUACAAAGCAACCUUGCGAUCGUCACGAAGCUGAGUAUGUGGCUGGCACCACGUCCCACCGCAUACAUGUCGUGCACGUUCAGUGUACCAGAAGAUGCCGACGUCGAGGUUAUGGUAGACGCCCUAGGCGAACUGCGCAGGAAUGGAAUCAUUCCCAACAUGAUCUGGGUCGGUAACUUCGUGGAAGGAAUCUGUAUUCGUGGAAAGCGGAGCAAAUUCUGGAAAGGAGAAGGUCCGAUCCCGGACUGGCGCCUCAAGGAACUGCAACAGGAGUUUGGGGACGAAGGAUUUUGGACAGCAAAAUGGGGUCUGUACGGGCCUGCUUCGAUCAUCAAAGCACAGUACAACGAGAUCGAGUCGCAGCUCGCACGAUUAGCACCAAUUGGCAAACUUGUCAAUGGCUUCUACGAGGAAAAGGACGGAACACCGCUGGACGCUAAGACCAUAUCUCCGGAGCAUGGACUAAUGUUUGUGGGUUUUCCGACUCUAUGGAGUCUGCCGUUGAUGGACUGGGCAUUGAGCGACGACAAGCCAGGCAAGGCCGCACAUGGAGACUACGCCCCUAUAAUUCCUUCCUCGGGCAAGCACGUUCUCCACUGGGCUCGAGAAUGCAAGAAGAUCUACGCUCGGAACAAUCUUGAUCUUAUGCUGGACUUCUUCAUGCACGAGCGACACGUCGUGUGUAUGAGCAUGUACGCAUAUGACCAAUUGAAUGAGGAGGACUGCGCCAAUGUCGACCGCGCCUACUCGGAGAUGCAUCAGGUCGCAAAGCAAGCCGGGUAUGGCAUGUAUCGGGGGCACGUCAACCAUAUGGACGAAAUCGCUGAAUCGAACAAUUUCAACAACCACGCAUACAUAAGAUUCGUGGAGAAGAUCAAGAACGCACUUGAUCCAGAGGGCAUUCUUUCGCCCGGAAAGCAGGGCAUAUGGCCGGAAAAGUACCGACACAACCGCCAGUAUACCAUAGAAGAUGGUGGGCCUCCGAGGAUCUUGAGGAACGGCACUAGUACUGGCGUGCAUCUAUAA